AUGUUCUCUGCCAUGCUGAUGGACGCCUACCGCGACGAACGCCCUGGAAUCCGCAUCGCCUAUAGAACGGACGGUCAUCUCCUGAAUCACCGGCGCAUGAACUUCCAAUCGCGUGUAUCCACAGCCACCAUGCACGAACUCCUCUUCGCCGACGACUGCGCCCUGAACACCAACUCGGAAGAGGAGAUGCAAUGGAGCAUGGACCUGUUCUCCACCGCCUGCGAGAACUUUGGGCUGGUCAUUAACACGCAGAAGACGGUGGUGAUGCACCAACCGCCGCCCAACUCAGCCACGGCCCCCAAUGUGCCGCUGCAAAUCAGCGUGAACGGAACCCAACUGCAAGUGGUGGUGAACUUCCCGUAUCUGGGCAGUACUCCAUCUCGCAACACCAAGAUUGAUGACGAAGUCGCCAACAGGAUUUCGAAAGCCAGUCAAGCCUUCGGACGCCUCCAAAGCACAGUUUGGAAUCGCCAAGGUCUCCAACUGAGCACAAAGCUGAAGAUGUACAAGGCCGUCAUCCUGCCGACGUUACUGUACGGAGCAGAGACUUGGACGGUGUACACGAGACAGGCACGCCGACUGAACCACUUCCACCUCAGUUGUCUCCGUCGCAUCCUGAGGCUGAACUGGCAGGACCGCAUCCCCGACACGGAAGUACUGGAACGAACGGUAAUCCUCAGCAUUUACGCCGUACUGAAACAAAUGCAGCUGCGCUGGAGCGGCCACCUGGUGCGCAUGGACGACGAGCGACUACCCAAACGACUCUUCUACGGAGACGUCGCGACGGGUUCUCGUCGUCAAGGAGGCCAAAUUCGCCGUUACAAGGAUACUCUGAAGUCCUCCCUGAAUCGCCUGCAAAUCAACCCGACCAACUGGGAAGAGCUCGCUCGCGAUCGUCCGACAUGGAGGAGAACAGUGAAGACGGGCGCUGCUAUCUAUGAAGCCAACCGAAUCGCGGCCGCCAAAGCGAAACUCGAAGUCCGCAAAUCACAACUUCGCCCAGUCCGCAACGCCGCCGCACAACCACUCCCAACGUGUCCUCGAUGUCAACGGACAUUCCGGGCACGAAUCGGCCUUGUUGGACAUCUCCGAACCAACUGCACCUCUCGAACUGCUCCAGCAAUCGUCCCCCCGCCCGCCUCUUCCUCCUCCCUUCCGCCAACUAACUCUGACACUCCUUCUGCACCACCAAUUCCAUCCUCGUCGGCCUCCUCCCUCUCCACUGCCCCAGCGGCGGCCGUCCAGUCUGCUGUCUCACAAAUCACCAACACCAACACACCAACGAACAUCACCUCUCCCACCUCUCCCGAUCCCAGUGAUGAGCAUCAGGUCUACACCUGCCCUCACUGCGACCGCACCUUCACCUCUCGCAUCGGCCUGGUCGGUCACUUGCGAAUCCAUCGCACAGAGACUGGUGAACCAGUGCCUGGAGCACUAACCUACACCCACCGCACUCGCCUCCACUGCCCACACUGCCCUCGCACCUUCACACAUCGCAUGGGUCUAUUCGGCCACAUGCGCAUCCACGAGAGCGGAAUUGACCGCAGCCUUGACACACCCACCCCGCCGAGCCCCACUCCCAAUCAAUCACCUUGCGCACCCACUAACCACUCCACAGCCGACAUCGACGCCACCGACCUUACCACCCCCCACUCCUCCCCUUCCUCCACCUCCUCUUCCUCCUUCACUGCCACAACGACGGCCGCCUCGGCGUCUGUCGCCCACGAACUCACCGCAGCCGAACCUGACACAACAACCGGCACAACCCCUGCAACCUCCAUCAUCCGACGUGAGGGCCAGGGCUACAUCUGCCCUCACUGCGAUCGCACCUUCACUUCACGCAUCGGCCUGGUCGGUCACUUGCGAAUCCAUCGCACAGAGACUGGCGAACCAGUGCCUGGAGCACCAACCUACACCCACCGCACUCGCCUCCACUGCCCACACUGCCCUCGCACCUUCACGCAUCGCAUGGGUCUAUUCGGCCACAUGCGCAUCCACGAGAGCGGAAUUGACCACAAUUCCGACACAGCCACGACAUCCAACACAUCCACCACGCCCAGACGCACCCUCGCUCCACCGUCACACGCGCCGUCCACCACCACCAACACCACCGCUUCCUCUACAGCUGGCACCCACACCGCUGACCUCUCAUGCCCACAUUGUCCACGCACCUUCACCUCACGCAUCGGCCUGGUGGGUCACUUGCGAAUCCAUCGCACAGAGACUGGCGAACCAGUGCCUGGAGCACCAACCUACACCCACCGCACUCGCCUCCACUGCCCACACUGCCCUCGCACCUUCACGCAUCGCAUGGGUCUAUUCGGCCACAUGCGCAUCCACGACGACCUGCGGUAG
Molecule: messenger RNA, 2355 nt
Organism: Spirometra erinaceieuropaei
Lineage: Eukaryota; Metazoa; Platyhelminthes; Cestoda; Diphyllobothriidea; Diphyllobothriidae
Source: the annotation of a GenBank genome assembly